AUGACACUGCAGGCCUUCUCCUUCCCUUUCCCUGAAACUCGAUUCUUCAAAGCUGGUAGUUUUAUCUACAAGUUCAAGAUUCGAGGGGGCAGCAGCUACAGUGGAGAGGAGGUGGUUGGAAAUGGCUUCAAUCAGGAACUGGAGGACAUCAUCAGAACUGUUCUCGGCAACCUGGACAAUCUCCAGCCCUUCUCAAGUACCCGCUUCAAUAUCUUCCCUUAUAACAAGCGGUGGGAGGGACUACCUAAGGUGAUGUGCAAACAUGGUGAGAAGAAGCUGAAAGCCUACCCUUUUAUUCUUAUCCUCUACCUGGAGAAAAACAUGCUGAAUGAAGCAGAUGUGGUUGUGGACACAGGCACACGUGAUAACGGAUACGAGAAAGAGAGAGUGCAGCACUCCUCUGAUUCUGAGCCCCAGUCAAAGCGCUUUAAGACAGAUUCACCACUAGAGGAGGCCAUACUAAAGGACUUGAUGAUGGACUUGGAGGCUGAAAACAAGGUUUCAAUGGCGUGCAGGCUGCACAUGGACAAUCCACAUGCUGAGGGAGAGGUCAAAGACGAUCCUGGACUUGCUGACAAGAAAGGGACGGAGGGGUUUGACAAACCCCAGCUGAAAUCAGGUGUUGACAUGAUCAGAGGAAGUGGGACUCCAGGUGAAGUGCAGCCUGGGACAUCACAGGACAUGAGAGAGGAGGAGGGAGAAAAUGCAGACCCAAGGAGGUCUGGGAUUCUGACUCGACUGGCCAGCUAUAUCUUCCCCUUCUCCUUGUUCUUCAGAGACCCCUGAGAGUUGUGUCAGAGAGACAGGAGGGUCUCACUGGUUCCAGUGGUGAAGCCUCACUGGGGUUUGUUUGGUUUCUUCUCUGAGCAUAAACAUGUGUUUUGAUUUC
Molecule: messenger RNA, 889 nt
Organism: Seriola dumerili (greater amberjack)
Lineage: Eukaryota; Metazoa; Chordata; Actinopteri; Carangiformes; Carangidae
Gene: majin
Product: membrane anchored junction protein
Exons: 9
Coding region: 1-786 (261 amino acids)
Biological process (GO): meiotic attachment of telomere to nuclear envelope; homologous chromosome pairing at meiosis
Cellular component (GO): nuclear inner membrane
Molecular function (GO): DNA binding
Source: RefSeq, a predicted model, not a curated record